CCGACUACGCCCGACUCACUGCCCUCGUUCGCGGCCGCCUCCAUCCCUUCGCCGCCGCCACUCCAUCCCUUCGCCGCCGCUAACGUGCCGGAUCUUGCCUCAGCCGCCGCCUCUCCGCCGUGAAAGAGAGGGCUCCCGAUCUCCGCCAGGGUCGACCAACAGCGCGACGCGCCACCAGAUCGGCGACGCGCCGGGAUCACCUCUCCGCCUCGGCGCUUGCGCUUCCAGAUCGAAGCCCACGACGGCGGCGUUCCCAGAUCGGCGACGCGCCACCGUACGUCACGGCUGACGGCCGUGUCCUCGCCAAGGAAGCGUCGCUUCGAGGUGGCGGCAACCAAGGCCUCCCGGAUCCCCGCCUCCUUCCUCACAUCUCCGGCGGCGACAGCGACAAAUUCCGACACCAUGAGGCCACCGGCACGAGGAGGAUGCAGCGGGAGGGGUUUCGGCGGCAGGAGCGACGGCGGCGACCGCGGGGGCAGGGGCUUCGGCGGGAGAAGCGAUGGCGGCGGCCGUAGCGGCAGGGGUGGCCGGGGAGGCAGGACGCCCAGGGGCCAUGGUCGUGGCGGCGGGGGAAGGGGAGGGCCCGGCAUGAAGGGCGGGAGCAAGGUGGUCGUGGUGCCACACAAGCACGACGGUGUCUUCAUCACCAAGGCCAAGGAGGACCCGCUCUGCACCAAGAACAUGGUCGCCGGGGAGUCCGUCUACGGCAAGAAGAGCGUCUCCGUCCAGAUAUCACAUGUGUUUCUUUCUGCAAAUUCUCCCUUAUUUGUUUUCUUUCCAGCUUCAUCAUGCGCUUCCGAAAUAGCCCUGCCAUCUACAAUUUGGCAGUCAGAUGGUGAUCUGAAACUUAAAAUGGAGCAAAUGGCCAUGAGCUCUAACAAAUAUGAGGUUUUCUAUCACAAGAUACCUCAGGAAGAUGAAGCUUACCAACAAGAAUUUAUGGCGAGGAGGCACUCUUCUGCACCCUUUGCAAUACAAAGGUCGUCGUCGGCGGAUCUGGAGACGCGGAUGCUCCUGCACAACGCGGCGUCCAUGGAGUCCCCUUGUCUGUCAAGGAGCCGGUCGUCGUUCCACCCCCUCCCCUUCCCCGAACACCAUCGUCGCUCCUCUCCGUGGCGUCUCUCCCUUGUCGCUACCAUCCAUGAGGAGAAUCCAUCGUCAAAGGUCGCCGUACAGGGACUCUGUUGCUUUCUGCAGAACCGCCACUCCUGCCACCUCCAGGAAAGCAUUGUACGCAGAUGGGUUAUAUCUAAUAACUUGUAUGUACAUGCCUCUAUUUUUGUGUCCAUUCGAUCAUCAUUCCACCCUGAUAUAGUUAUUCUUUCUACUUUCAUUGAUUCUUUCGUGGUUUCUUGUCAUCUUGUGCCCUUUGACAAUUGGGUUUUUCUCUGUUAUUCUUUGUAGGGGAUUUGCUCCAAGUUCUGUUGAUAGUGAUGAUGAGUUGAUAGAGCAUACCUUUUUGCCUGCUAUUGCAUAGUCACAAAAUUUCCAUGGUGUGCAUGGGGGUACUUUUUCACUGAACCCAUCACUUAUACUGCAUACUGGAAAAAGGUAUCUAUAGCUUUUAGGUAAUGUCUAUUUCAAUCAUCAGAAGACAUAUUGAAUAUAUGUUCCUCUGUGCACCGAAACAAUCCCAUAAAAUAACAAACUACUUCCUUAUAUUGUGAUUCUUCCCAUAGUUGUUUGCUCCCUGGAAACAAAGGCCGAGGCAACAUAUUUUACCGUGUAUACAAUGACCUUGCUUCUAAAACUAAUAAUAUACACUUAUGAUCUCUUCUACAUGUUUUUUUUCUAAUCCCUAUUCAUGUUUUUGAGGCAUGUUAGCUAUCUUCCAGUAAUAUAUUUAGUGUUAUCCAGUAAGUUUUUUGAGGCAUGUGUGUUACUCAAAGAAAAAGGUGUGUCAGUCUCAGUGAUACCCUUUGAGUUUUUGAACAAUUGCCACUGCUAAGGUAAUUUUUUUUUUGGAAAGCACUGCUAAGGUGAUUGGAAAUUGCUUUGUACACAUUCUACUAGGCUCAUUUUCUGUGAUUGUACACAUUCUACUAGGCUCAUUUUCUGUGAAUCCCUACAAUUUGAGGAAUGAAGUGAAGGGAAGACGUGAGGAGAAAGCUCUACCUUCACAGGAGACAAGAUCUGUGCCGGGAAUUCGGAUGUGCUUGUAUGUUACUGUAGAGCGACCAUUUCAGGGUGGAUGUUGAUGAUCUCAGAUUGAUUCGAUGCUGCAGCGAGCUGGGCUGGGCUUGCACUAAUGAUGUAUUAAAACAUUGAUAUGAUGGCAGGAAGAUCCAAGAUGGUACUGUAUGGUUCUUGCGUUAACCCUCUUGUAGAUAUUGAAAUGCAUGAAAGUCACAUGAGAUUAUGUAUUGAAACAUAUACAAAGUUAAAAUAAUGAGCGAGUCUUUCUUA
Messenger RNA from Triticum dicoccoides, 2406 nucleotides. RefSeq lists its product as uncharacterized. Gene Ontology annotation, biological process: rRNA methylation; box C/D sno(s)RNA 3'-end processing. Bases 403 to 1404 code for a protein of 333 amino acids. Gene Ontology annotation, molecular function: RNA binding; histone H2AQ104 methyltransferase activity; rRNA methyltransferase activity. Gene Ontology annotation, cellular component: nucleolus; small-subunit processome; box C/D methylation guide snoRNP complex. NCBI's taxonomy places the organism in Eukaryota, Viridiplantae, Streptophyta, Magnoliopsida, Poales, Poaceae. The transcript is spliced from 7 exons. The record is from RefSeq and is a predicted model, not a curated record.